This is a messenger RNA of Stegostoma tigrinum, 3154 nucleotides long. It is a transcript of the gene ttc29, whose product is annotated as tetratricopeptide repeat domain 29. The coding region runs from base 1083 to 2510 and encodes 475 amino acids. Gene Ontology annotation, molecular function: protein binding. Lineage: Eukaryota; Metazoa; Chordata; Chondrichthyes; Orectolobiformes; Stegostomatidae. The record is from RefSeq and is a predicted model, not a curated record. The transcript has 11 exons.
GGUCGAGGGCAUUCUCGAUCACUGUGGGGGGAAAGUUGCGGCCCUUGAAGAAUUUGGACAUCUGGGAUGUGCGGGAGUGGAAUGUCUUGUGGGAGCAGAUGCGGCGGAGGCGGAGGAAUUGGGAAUAGGGGAUGAAAUUUUUCUAUGUCGGGUCUUUAAAAUUACACCCCGAUUCUGGGAUUAAGUAUGUUUGUAAAUCAGAUGUUCGUACAUUGACACGAUGGUUGUGGAGUGUAUGCUCCUUCUUCUGUUAAUGUUUAAAAAUUGGAAUUUCCCUUUUUAAACAGGGGAAUUUUUUGUUUUCUUUGAGGGGGCUGAGUGUUUUUGGAACUCUUCCUGAAAAGGUUCUGGGAGUACGAGGAUUUUGCAAACAGAAACAAUCGUCUGAUGGAGCGUCUCUCGACCGGAAAUGUUAACGAGGAUUUCUCUGCACAAAUGCUGCCUGCCAGAGUCGCUGAACUUUUCCAGUAACUUCUGUUUUUGUUUCUAAUUUAUAAGAUCUGCAGUUCUUUCGUACUACCAGGACUGAGCCAAAUUUUAUUUAAGGUUGCAAUCAGUUCAGCCAUUAUCUUACUGAAUGUCCUCCUCCUACUCGUUAUUGUUGGUUUGUGAACUCGUCUUUUUGACUCAGUGAAUUUAAAAUGAAGAAUUGUUCCGGCUUCUUUGUUAAAAAAUGUAACUAUUCAUUAUUGUGCCACAGUCGCACUCGCUCUCGGACUGUAUUGCACACAACAUCCGCUUUUGUGCUCCUAAGAUGCUGCUUGGCCUGCAGUGUUCAUCCAGCUUCACACUUUCUUGUCCGCUCCGUACUAUCCGUGUUGACCAUUAUGACCGUUGUUCGAGUUCGUCGUCGUAAUCACUGCGUGUUCUGUCCCGAGAGCGCUCGCGAUCGUUGUCAUAGAAACAGUACCGGCGUCUUGAAUCACAGUGGCUGGAGGUGGAGAAGAAAGUAAUAGUUACUGCUCAGCUCCUGAAACCUCUUCUCCCGACCUUCCUCACACUGAGCUAACUCUUGUUUCUUUCGACCGGGACCGGUAUUCAAUAGUGACGGAAUUUUCUGGCUAUCCAACUAUAAAGUUAAAAUGUCUGUAGUUGAAAAGCAAUGUUCAACUGAUACACAAGCCAAAAUGCAGGAACAGCUGCAAAAUUGCAAUUUGCCACCCAAUAGGCAAUUUCAGAGACCCACGGCACGGGUACCAACAAAGAGAGAACGAUUAGCAGAAGCAAAGCGCUUAGAAGCAUGGAGUAAAAAUUUGAAACUCUCUAAACAGGACAUUAACCUUUACAGAAAUUCGCACAAACACAACAUCUGUUUAGACAUGCUUCGGCAGGGUUAUCAUAAGUCCUUUUCAGAACUCACUACUCUGAUCCUGAACUGGAAUGCUGUAAGGGAGGCUGCAGGACCUGGGUCAGACAUAUGGAUGGAGGAACCUCUGGACAAGCAACAUGAUAAGCUGGAUCAUCUUCAGUAUUUCCUGAUCAGGGCGGAGGCAGCUCAAAGAGGAGGGAAGUUUGAAGAAGUCUAUAAUAACCAACUUGCACUGGCAUGUUACUUUAAAACAGUUGGGGACAAGUUGCUUUCUGAUCAUUUCUUCCAAUCAUGCCUCACUACUGCUGAAAUGCUUACCCCAGCGGGGCAUCAGAAAAUGGCUGAAGCACAUGCUAACAUGGGCACGGCCUAUGAAGAGAAAGGUCAACUAGAUAAAGCUGCUGAACAUUAUGAGAUAUUCCAUCAACUUACAGUGGGAAAGACAUGGUGUGAUGAAAAUGGUUGCUGCCACUUCGCACAGGCCUGUGCAAACCUCUGGAGGAUUUACACAUUGCUAGCAGAUGAACAACUUGAAAGUGAACAAUAUAAAGAGGCAAACAAAAGUCUGAGAAAAGCUUACGAUAUAGCAAAAGAAGGGGGCGAUAAGAAGAUGGAAUUAGCAGCUCUGUAUCGUGUGGCUUUAGGGUACCUUAGUGCUGGAGAGCCAGACACAGCUAUUGGUUUCUUGCAAAUUUAUUUGGAGCUUUCGAAUUCCAUGGAUGAUGAUAUUAGUUUAGGCAAAACCUAUGAAGCUCUCGCUAAGGCCUUGAUAAGUACUGGACAUUCUGCUGAAGCGCUUGAAUAUCUGAAACAGUUUCUGGCCCUGGCAGAGAAAAUUGAUGACAAACAAAGUCUUGUGGAUGCUUGCAGAUUCCUUGGAAUUAUGUACAAUAACCUGGGCCAAUAUGAUGUAGCUUGCAAGUAUAUUUGGCGAGGGUAUGAGAUUGCCAUGACUUUAGGUGAUCUGCACCUACUGGAGACCAUGCAGGUCAAUUUCGGCAUCUUCAAAGCUCAUGCAAUGAUGACCAUAUAUUGUCACCACGUAGAAGCUGCUGGACACACCAAUCUUGAACGUCUGGUUACAUGGAAGGACAGUAGAAAAGACACAUUUAAUGACCCCAUUACAGAAGACAUUGCAACAGUCAAGCAAGUUGCCAUAGAACCAACUGCUGAAGCGAAGAUAAGUGCUGAUGAAAAUUGAUCUUAACUAAAGCAAAAGCUGCAAAAGCUAAAAAACGAGCUCAUAUUCUUCCCAGUAGCAACUCUUUCAUCAGACGGAAUUCAUUUGGUAUCAGUUAACAGAAUAAUAGGGAAAUCAAUCAACCAUAAGGAAUCUUGUUUUUACCAAUAAGGUAUGUUCCUAAUGAUGCAUUUGGCCAAUUAUGCUUUGUAUUCUUAAGUAUUUACAAGUGACACUGACUGAUCCAGGAUUUACUGAGCUAACAUUGCUUAGAUGAUAGCUUUCGAUUAAUAAGGUAUAUUUUCUAAAAUACUUGCUUUAUUGUUGAAAAUAUUUUUUACCCAAAACAGCAAUCUUUAAAGUCUUUCAUACUGGAAUCAUAGAUGAAAUAUCAUGCAAGAUUGUUAACACAUUGCUCAAAAAUAAUUUUGUGACAUUUUACACAUGGAGAAGCUUAGUUUUAAUAGAUAAAAUUAUUGAAUACACAGCCAAAAAAUAAGUUGGCAUUGUUCAUUUAAGAAUGUGUAUUUCUUUAGUUAUUUUUCAGUCAAAGAAUUACAUGUAUUUAACUCUAUAGCAAUAAGUUGCAUGUAGCUGUCUCUCUAUAUGUAAUGAUGCAGAUAUGCUGUUAAAAUAUCCAUUUUCAAAUCAGCUCAUAUUUUGAA